GCACCCUCUCGCUCCUCUUCUCUCACCUCUGCCGCCCUGCACUAUUCGUUGUGGAACUCUCGAGACAGACACUUUUUUCCCAUUCCCCAUUCUAGCCCAGAGACAAGACUCCCUCUCACUGCUACUUCCGCAAUCCCCAAUUUCCGCCUACACACCCUCGCUGCAUGUCUACGACUCGAUCUCCUACUGAUUCUUGUGCUCUAUCGGCCUUAUUUACUACAGAACCAUAUACAACGCUGAUGUAGUGUCUCGCCCUUGUUUCUCUCGACAAAGAAACAGUCACGUCCCUCGCGUGAGGCGCCACCCAGACUCUCGUUCCUCCUCUCCCUCUCUCCUCACUUCUCUCGCCUCCUACCACCUCCACUCAAGCAUACCCUGUACCACCAUUCCGUUCGACGUCUUUGGCCUCAACAGCAAAGAGACUCGACGUAAUUCUGUCUUCAUGGAAAUGUCGAGAUAGCACAGAGACUUUUGCUAUCCCUCAUGGUGGGUCAAAGGCCCUGAAACGCAGCCGGCUCUGCCCCAUACUCUCGCCCGUCUCCACCACAACUUCCCAUACCAUUACUUGCGAAAGUAAUGGCAGAAGAUGAUGUCUUUCCAACUUUCCUCGAGCCUCCCACUGUCACCGCCCUCAGGGGCGAUGCUAUGGCAGGGAUCAAUGCUGGCCGUCAUGCCAUGGAAAGAUCAUUCAGUCAAGACAUUCAAGAAGGAAGCCAGGAUCUGAAAGAGGCUGCUGAACAGACUCGGAACAUCAUUCUUGAUCUUAGUCUCGAUGGUGUCAUCCGCUGGGUCAGUCCCUCGUGGACCGAUGUCGUCGGUACCGAGCUGAACCAGGUCAAAGGUCAGAAGAUCACACACUUUAUUGCUGGCGACGAUCCUCUGGUAUUUGAAAAAGCCACCGAGGCCUUGAAGAGCAAUGACUCCAAGAGCACCAUUAUUAAAUUCGCCAUCAAGGUUGGCACAUCCUCAGACAUCGCGCCCAUGAUACCCACCGAAGACGGCCAGACACCCAACAAAUCUAACGUCGACGUUGAUGAGCAAGGCCUAGCUACCCUCGAGCUCGAGGGCCAGGGGAUUAUGGUCUACGACCGUUCCUCAGGCGGUGGUACUCAUACCAUGUGGAUGUUACAGCCAGCAACGGAGCCUAUACGCAUCGAGAUCGCCCUUCCACAGGCAUUAGUUGAAACCCUGGGUGUCGGUGCUGAGAUUCUCGCCAAAUAUCUCACCGAGUUAGCUGAAGCCGGCGCCAAUGAUCCCGAGAACCAUCCUCCCCCACUUCCAGUCUUAUGCCGCGUCUGCGAAAGGUCUAUCGUCCCCUGGUGGUUCGAAAAACACUCUGAUCUGUGUGUUCAGGAACACAAGGCAGAGAUGGACGUUCAAAUGAUCCAGGAGAGCCUCUCCGAACAGCGCCACGCCAUUGUCAAGGUCCUUGAUGCCUUUGAAGCCCGUCAGGGCCGCCAUGGUUCUGAAUCAUCCUCCCCAAAGCUGGCCCCGGUUCCAGAAUAUAAAGGCUUGUCGAUUGGACCCUCCCCUACGCCCUCAUCAGGCCUGUCUUCCGUAUCCGCGUCCCAUGCUCCAAGCCCUACUAGGUCGCGAAGCCCGUCCGCUGCAGGCACUGCUAAUGCACGCCCACGCUCCUUUGUUGUACGCCGGCCACUCGUCCGCAUUGUCGAGCUUAUCCUUGACCUCUGUGAUACAGCCCUCGAGAUCAACGUGCCAUCCAUCAAGGACAGCAAAACCAACUCUGAGGACGAGUUCCAGUCACAGUCCCCCCAGUCAGAAUCCAGGAUCGCACAAAUCACCCAGUGGCAACCACCAAGCAGUCUGGACAAUGAACCUGGUUUGGCCGCUCUCAGUGCCGACACUGAGAGGCUAGCACGUGCCAAAAUCGAUGCUGUCCAUCGUCACCAGGUGAUUUUGGAGUACUCAGAACGGAUCAGGCAGGAAUACAUGGCAGAAGUUGAUAUAUGCAUCAGCGAAGCCCUCAACAAAGCUGCAAGAGCCGCGGCAGGCGAGCCUUUGUCCUCUAGUGAGAGUGACUUGGAAACAGAAGACGAGACUGUGCUAGAGGGAAUCCUAGAAAGCCCUGGAGAAGAAGAGAAGGCCACUCCUCAUGUCUCUGAGCCUGAAGCCACUCGGGCAAUGCCUUAUGUUGGCCUCAAAUCCCUGGCGUCUGCCCUCCGUAACCCACGGGAUCUACAGCACAUACCUGUGCAUGACCAGAGACGUUCUUCGUCACAAGCCGUUUCCACAGGAUCCAAUAGCCCUAUCGAGUGUCCAACCCCGAAGUCGCAUAAGAGUAGCCUCAUCUCUCAACCCCAGCCAUUAUCCAACCGAAGAUCUCUUUACAUAGAUGAUGCCAACGAUAGCGACAGCAGCCUUCCCUCGAGCAACUGGCGAGCAGAUUCACCUGCCCUGUCUGACCACGGCAGGUCUGCUCACUCUCGCGACAGGAAGCGCAGAAGCAUGCACCUACACAACCUGACAUCGGCUUCUCCUCAUCGCCAGCAAUCACCUGGACGGUAUCCACCCCCACCGCCGUCUCCAUUACGUAUGAACAAAUCGCGAGUAUCCAGCGCCGAACUUGCCCAGUCUCCAAUCGUUUCGCCUCUCCUCACGACCGGUGAAUUCAUGCCUGGCCCGCAUGUUCCCAUAUUGCACCGUCGACAGUCCUCAAUGCAUUCCUCCGACGUACGGACGCCAUCCUCACCCCGGCUCAGUUCCAUCGCCCAACCUCAGCAGCGAGCUCAGCCUCCCUCAAUCAAAGACUUCGAGGUCGUCAAGCCCAUCAGUCGUGGAGCUUUUGGGAGCGUCUAUCUGGCUAAGAAGAAAUCUACUGGAGAGUAUUUCGCAAUCAAAGUCCUCCGAAAAUCCGACAUGGUUGCCAAGAAUCAAGUAACCAAUGUCAAAGCUGAACGAGCAAUCAUGAUGUGGCAAGGCGAGAGUGAUUUCGUGGCCAAGCUCUACUGGACGUUCUCCAGUAAAGACUACCUCUACUUAGUUAUGGAGUUUCUGAAUGGGGGUGAUUGCGCCUCUUUGGUCAAGAUUUUAGGAGGCCUCACAGAAGACUGGGCGAAGAAAUACGUCGCCGAAGUUGUCCUCGGAGUCGAGCAUCUCCAUCAUCGGGGUAUCGUGCAUCGAGACUUGAAGCCUGAUAAUCUCUUGAUUGACUCCAAAGGUCAUUUGAAACUGACCGAUUUCGGUCUCUCCCGGAUGGGGUUGAUCGGGCGCCAGAAACGUGCUUUGAAGCAAUCAGAAGAGCCUGCUCCUGAUCUGCUCAAGCAAGGCCCGUUCACCACUCAUUUAUCCAGUACUGGCUCGAAUCCAACGUCGAGGUCGGCAUCUUUCGAUUAUCAAGGGCCUGGCUCCCCAGCACCUACACCGUUAAUGACGCCCGCCCUCGCGGGUGGCCUUGAUCAGCCCUCAUACUUUAGUUUAAGCAAAGACAGCUCUUUGAGCCGUGAACUGUCUUGGAGGGCGUCGGGCCAUCGCAGCGACAGUGGUAGCCAGUCUAGCUUCGACCUCAACAAUUUACUCAGCAAGCUGGCCUUACAUGACAGCCCAGAGGGUCAGCCUUUAAGCACUAGUCGCAGCCAUACAGGCGACGAGGAAGCUCACAGCCAAGGUAGUGACUCUCCGGACUUGUUUCCCUUGUCUCAGUCCAUGAGUAAUAUCUCACAAGCACCUGCGCCGGUUCCAGUGUCAUCACAAAUGCUCCCACCUCCGACCGCACUCUUUGAUCCCGAAGAAAGCGGUCGCCGCUUUGUUGGGACGCCUGAUUACCUUGCGCCGGAAACAAUCAAUGGUCAAGGCCAAGAUGAAAUGUGUGAUUGGUGGUCACUCGGUUGCAUCAUGUUCGAAUUCCUCUAUGGCUACCCGCCCUUCAAUGCUGAGACACCCGAGGAGGUGUUUGACAAUAUUUUGCAUCGGCGAAUAGCUUGGCCAGAGGACGACGAGACAGAAGUCAGUGCUGAAGCCAAGGAUCUGAUCAACAAGUUGAUUCAAUUGAACCCCAGAGAUCGCCUCGGUGCAAAUGUGGAAGAGAAAUACUCGAGUGGUGGACAAGAAAUCCAGGCUCAUCCUUGGUUCGCAGAUAUUAAUUGGGACACCCUGCUCGAGGACGAAGCACAAUUCAUUCCUGCACCAGAACACCCUGAGGACACCGAAUACUUCGAUUCUCGCGGUGCCACCCUGUCAUCAUUUCCCGAAGAACUUGAGGACCAGAUAUCGCCGUCGGGAACGACACCUGAAGGGACUGGCUAUCCUACACGUCCUCAUGAUGCCUUGUUCCGAGCGCGGACCCAGACCACCUCAGUCAAGAGAGGUCUGAUGCCACUGCACAUUCCUCCUCAUGUUGCGCGGGACUCUCGAAGUAGGCGCUUGAGUGAACCUGUGAUCGCCGAUGAUUUUGGAAACUUCACGUUUAAGAACCUACCUGUCCUGGAGAAGGCCAACAAGGACAUAGUAGAGAAGAUGCGCAAAGAAGCCAUGCAAGCUCAAGCCCGUGGGUACUCGCAUUCGCAGGCUAUGUCUGCGGCUAACAGUCCAGCGGUUGGUUCUCCGGGUCCUUCACUCGAAGGAAGCCCGAUGAUGCCUAUGCCCGUCAAGAGAGCCUUGUCGAUCAGCAAGGGUCAUAGACCGGGCUCACCCUCAAGUCUGACGACCUCAAACUCAUCACCGAGCCGGCCGUCACAGCCCUCGUCGCCUCUGCUUGUACAAUUCUCUACUGCACAACAUCACGAACGACGAAAGACAUCUGGCUCAUCUAAUGGGAGUGCUUCGCUACUGCCAGGCAGCUUUUUUGACAUUCCUCAUGAUGCUGCCAGAUAUGGCAAUUCGGCGGCCAAUUCGCCCAUCAAGUCUAGCCGAGUUCCAGCCGUAUCCCCUGCCAAAGUGAUGAACGUACCACAGAGGCAGACGAGUCUUCAUGGCCGUACCAGGUCUCAGACUGUUGGCUCCCAAGAGAGCGACAGCCAACCUCCCAGGGAGAAUUUCGUCCCUGGUCACCAUAAGCGCAAGAGUCAGCUAUUCGUCCGUGAUGUCUCUCCAUCUUCGUCAGACAAUGAGAAUGCUCAGGCCAAAGCGCUGUUAAAGGUGCAACGCCGGAGACAGAGCUCUCGGCGACUGUCAAAUAUAACAUUUCCUGAUGGGCCAUCAUAUCGACCGCUCGACGUGUUGAUAUGCGAAGAUCAUCCGGUGUCGAAGAUGGUCAUGGAGCGACUCUUUGAGAAGCUUCGGUGCCGCACUGUGACUGCGUCUAAUGGACCGGACGCGCUCAGACUCGCAAUUAGUCAAAUCCAGUUUGACAUCAUAUUUAUGGAAUUCAAGCUUCCCUUGAUCAGCGGUGUGGACGCUGCUCGUAUGAUUCGAGACACCAAGAGCGCCAACACCAACACACCUCUUGUGUGCAUCACUGGAUAUUUGAAAGAUCUUCCAGAGUCGCAUCAUUUUGACACCUUGAUGCAGAAGCCUCCGACCACCCAGAAGCUCUCUGAGAUGCUGACCAAGUAUUGUUUCUGGAAACCAGCUCCGAAGGAAUUCAAGCUAGCACCGGCUUUGCAGAUCCCAUCGAUAGGCCAUCGACUUGAUCGGGCCCAUGCACAAGACAGCCCUAGCUCGGUUGCUUCGAGUCUCGCACCGACAAUGCCGGAUUCAUCGUACAAGGGUUCCAGCCGAGAAGACUCGAUCGGCAGUGGUGGCUUCUUCAGUGAUUUGGAAUCUUACCGGUCUGAGGAUUUGCCGGUGAUCGUCUCUCGUUCGGCGACAAGUGAGUGGUCGAAAGGUGGGCUGGGAAUCUCCGAUGAGAUCGUGCUGGGCCAGAAACCGUACGUACAAAGCGGAUUCCCCCACUUGAUACACACCGAGUCUGCACCUCCUACUGCUUCUGGUGAUGAUCAUGGCGGGUUUGGGUUUCGCACCCCGCGUCGUCAAAGAUCGUCCGAGGCGGUCAAGUCAAAACGCAGUGAGCUGCAAAGACAAAGUGAGAACGCUGGAGCUGCCGAAGAAGGAGACGAUGAAGACGAAGAACUCGGAGACGCACAGGUAAGGGCUCGCUCCCCCGUCGGGAAGAGUGCGCGCCCAACCUCGAAAUUGGGCAUUGAGAUGAUGCGUACCAAUAGUCGGGGAAGUGUCAUCUCGAUGCACGAUGAUCGAGGCGGGGAUGCGGAGAGCCUUCGCCGAUCUCUAGAGGUCCUGGAAGAGCGGAUUGAAAGUCUGAAGAUUCCAGAAGAGCCGACAAACCAAGAACUCGUGUCUGCACAACCUCGAAAACAGCACGAACGAUCUGCCUCUCAGCAUUCACACCCUCAAGGAGAGGCAGAACGUCCUCCGAGCCGUGGGCAUAUUACGCCGCCAGUGAUAUUCCCCCAACGACCCGGGGCCACUGUGACUGAUAUCGAGAUGGAUAGUGACGUUACGCUGGUGCCUACCAGACAUGAGUCGGAGUCAUAGAGGACCCAUUGUCACAACACGGUGACUCGAACAACAUCAACAAACCGCGACUUUUUUUCAUGUAUUUAUGAUGACGACACAAUGAUUUUCUUUUCGACUUUGUUACAACGUGGAACUUUUGAAUUAUUCUUGUGCAACAGUAUAUGCAGGGCGUUGGGGGGGGGCCAGGGACAGCGCGGGAGUCCCGUGUUUGCAGUGAGCAGGAUCUCAACGUGGAUUUCAAUCUACGACUUGUUUGAGGCCUGACUCCAGGUUGGCAGGGACAAUCUUGCAGGUAUAAUCAAGGUGCAGACGCGAGGGACAAGAGCCAUGAUGCAGAGCAGGUGUGGUGGACGAGAAAGAUGCGAUGACACCGUUUCCCACUGUAAAACAGACGCCUGGAUUGACUGACGGUCUGGCGUGCCAACAUUUUAGAUUUCGUCAGACGGAAUAUCAACGGAUAAUUAGCCAUCACCCGUUACAUCGCUCCUGUCUGUGCAUGCAUGCCCAUCACAAUCAAUCUCCAUGUCUUUCUUG
Exophiala mesophila is the source of this 6966-nucleotide messenger RNA. RefSeq lists its product as uncharacterized. Bases 577 to 6450 code for a protein of 1957 amino acids. Gene Ontology annotation, cellular component: cytoplasm; nucleus. Gene Ontology annotation, biological process: peptidyl-serine phosphorylation; phosphorelay signal transduction system. The record is from RefSeq and is a predicted model, not a curated record. Gene Ontology annotation, molecular function: ATP binding; protein serine/threonine kinase activity. NCBI's taxonomy places the organism in Eukaryota, Fungi, Ascomycota, Eurotiomycetes, Chaetothyriales, Herpotrichiellaceae. The transcript has a single exon.